Closterium sp. Naga37s-1 is the source of this 927-nucleotide messenger RNA. The record is from the annotation of a GenBank genome assembly. Lineage: Eukaryota; Viridiplantae; Streptophyta; Zygnematophyceae; Desmidiales; Closteriaceae.
AUGAGGAGUGGAGACCCCUCCCCACCCACGAUGGUCCUUGUCCAAUUCUUCACAGGUGGGGCUGCUGGUCAUAGGUGGGGCUGCUGGUCACGGGUGGGGCUACUGGUCACAUGUCGGGCUGCUGGUCACAGAUGGGGCUACUGGUCACAGGUGGGGCUGCUGGUCACAGGUGGGGCUGCUGGUCACAAGUGGGGCUGCUGGUCACAGGUGGGGCUGCUGGUCACGGGUGCCUGGUGCUGGCGGCUGGCGCUGGAGCUAGUGCCUGGUGCUGGCGGCUGGCGCUGGUGCUGGUGCCUGCGGCUGGCGCUGGUGCUGGUGCCUAGUGCUGGUGGCUGGCGCUGGAGCUGGUGCUUGGUGCUGGCGGCUGGCGCUGGUGCUGGUGCUUGGUGCUGGCGGCUGGCGCUGGUGCUGGUGCCUGGUGCUGGCGGCUGGCGCUGGCGCCUGGUGCUGGUGGCUGGCGCUGGUGCCGGUGCCUGGUGCUGGCGGCUGGCGCUGGUGCUGGUGCCUGGUGCUGGCGCUGGUGCUGGUGCCUGGUGCUGGCGGCUGGCCUUGGUGCCUGGUGGUGGUGGCUGGCGCUGGUGCUGGUGCCUGGUGCUAGCGGCUGGCGCUGGUGCUGGUGCCUGGUGCUGGCGGCUGGCGCUGGUGCUGGUGCCUGGUGCUGGCGGCUGGCGCUGGUGCCUGGUGCUCGUGGCUGGCGCUGGAGCUGGUGCCUGGUCUUGGCGGCUGGCGCUGGUGCUGGUGCCUGGUGCUGGCGGCUGGCGAUGGUGCAAUUCCGCCGCCACUCCCUUCCCCCUUUUCCUCUCUCCCCCACAUCAUUCCGCCGCCACUCCCUUCCCCCUUUCCCUCUCCCCCCACAGCGUUCCGCCGCCAAUCCCUUCCCCUCCUCCCUCUCCCACCCACAGCGACCGCCGCUGCAUACGCGAAUAG